CUCGGACCCACAACAUGCUGGGUAUUACUCCUUUGGUCACUUCAAAAAGGUGUCCUUUAAGGCUGGAGCUUUGGGAGGAAAAGUGCCUCUAGAGAUACUCUUGGACACCUCAUCUCGCAACGAGACUUUCCUAACGGACCUCAUAUACCAGUCUUUCAGUUGGGGAUAGGCGCUAUUUCGAACCUUCUGCCCGCACCGUUAAGAUAUACGUCAUACUUCUAAUCGUAGCCAAAAAUUCUUCGCAAUGUCUCCGUAUCGUGCGACCACUCCAGAGACUGAUUCUGAGGUUGAAUAUCCAUUGCUCGAGCAACUGAAUCUUCGGAUGACAGGAGAAAAUGAGCAAAAUGACGAUGACGACACUGAAACAGUUAAUAGCUGUUCCGACGGUGGAUUGUGGAUGCGGGAGCGACCAAAAGAAUUUAAUGUUGUAUGGACACGGCGGGCAUUUGUCAAGAUUUUAUUCGAACAAGAGGAGAUAUUUGCGAGAUUCUCAGACUUUUGCAAGUUUGACACACCAACCUAUCACGCACUUCGAUUCCACAGUGCAUAUACUCGUGUUAUCCGUCAUCUGACGGAACGCCUUCCACCAUCCUACCGGCUUUCCCUCUCACAUCCAACAUUUGCCAUUAGUCGAUUCCUUUCCCCAGAUGCACCGCCUGCACCAUCGCUCUCCUUUCCUUCCAAAUUUGUUCCACACAUUCACAAACUGUGGGCAACAUAUGUUGCACAUUCAUGGGAUGACACGCAUCUAGGAAUGUGGAUUCCUGGUCAUGUUCGGAUGAAUAUAGCGAUUGGGAUGAGCAACGAGAAGAUUUGGUGCGGAAUAUUGGACGAGUGUGUUGCUUGGGUAUUGGAAGCAAUAUUCAAGGGCGCGUUCCGACGUUUUGUUGGGGGAGGUUGGUUAUACAAUGGAGCGGUACUGGACGCUUCGAAAUAUCCGAGCCCGCCGGCAUCACCUGCUGGAUCAUCGAGCUCCACCACGCGCUAUUCAAUGCGCUCCUCGACCUCUUCUUCCCUUAUUGCACCUUGUAUUUCCGUACGAACAUCUUCUCUUCGGCCCCCUCCUUCCUGGUCAAGACAACUAUCAGUUCUAUCCAUGGAUUCGGAGCAACGCGACUCGGGAGUCUCAGUCAAGAUAAAUGACAGAGAUAAGGGUGAUGUGGCCUCCCUGUAUAGUAAAUUGGAAUCGUUGGACAGGAGAUAUCCGAACUCUGCGUGGGGAAAGCGAGGAUCAAGGAAAUAAUAAGGCGCGACGGUGCUUUUGUAUAGUCUGUAUAGUUUUUGCUCUAUGAGUCUCCUUUUGUUUUUCUAGUCUAUUGUUCUGCUACUUGUGAAUUUCGGACCUUGGGAUGAUACGUACAUAGUGUAACAUAGUUUCUGUGCAUGAAUAAUGCCUCACUAAUGGAACCAGUCAUUUUCUCAA
Spizellomyces punctatus DAOM BR117 is the source of this 1423-nucleotide messenger RNA. RefSeq lists its product as uncharacterized. The transcript is spliced from 3 exons. Bases 245 to 1243 code for a protein of 332 amino acids. Lineage: Eukaryota; Fungi; Chytridiomycota; Chytridiomycetes; Spizellomycetales; Spizellomycetaceae. The record is from RefSeq and is a predicted model, not a curated record.